AUUCUGGGGUCCCCCGCGCAAGGGGGAUUUCAAAUGUGAUCCACAGCAGAAGAGUGACCGCCAUUUCCAUCUUCAGCCUUCAGGAGCAGGAUAGGAACUUCACAAUGGCAGCACGACUGUUGUCAAGAGGAGCCGGCUCACCUAGAAGCUGAUCUCGUUGACAGUCUGAUCGAAGAGCCUGUCCCGUUGCUGAGAAUCCUCUGAGCGGACGCAUUGUUCAUUGAUGGUUGUCCAGGAGUCGUAACCGUUGUCUUAUCAGAGAGGAUCCAGUCGCUUGCGGGUGCAAUCAGUCAGCAUGAAUUGCUCGGAGGAAGAGAUUGCUGGCCUUGCCGCGCUGGUCUUUGACACGCGCCAGAGAGUCAUCUCCAUCCCGCUCGCGAUCCUCUCCCCAAACUACUCAUCUUCAAUGGCGAGGAUUGCUAAGUCUCUGCCGAUCGCCAUCAAGGCCUCCCCCUCCCGGGACCAGGAGAACAACAAAAGGGGGGCGCAGGAGCCAGAAGCGUCCCCUCGGACUCCUCCCCUGGUCAAGGAGAUCAAGAGGAAUCGCUCUGUGUCUUCGACUCCGCAGACCCCCAACACGCCUGCGGUGAAAGUGGUCAAGUUCUCCGCUUCAAAGCCUUCCCCCAAUGUUUUUGUUCCCCGGGAAGAUGUUAAGGAAACUCCAAGGCAGAGACCGACGUCCGCGCUGCGCGAGUUGUUCAACAGUCCUGGGGCAUCUAGUGCGCAGUUCCAAAGGCGUCCUUCCAGCGAGCUGAUGUCAAUCAAGGUGUCAGCACCAGAGGUGGACUUGCCUCUGAGCCUGGUUGUUCCUAAGGACGCGUCGAUCCUUUCUGUAAUAGUCUCCAUUCUCCAUAAGCUAGAUGGAUCAUCUGUGAGUGCCCAGCUCGACAGCAGCGGCUUUGAGCUGAGGAUGGUCGAUGACGAUGAGCCAGACAUGGGCCUUCCCGCACUGGGUGCCAAUCAGCAGAUUGGCUCCUUCGGUUGCACCUUCUUUGCACUGGUCAAAAAGGCCGGCGCAACGAAAUCUCCAAACCCUGCCUCUAAACCUGCUCCUGGGUUAAGAGAGGACCAGAGUGGCGCGAGCGCCCCUCUGCCGCUACAGUCAGAAGCGCACCCCCCUGCGCGGCAGGCAGAGCCGAGGGUCGCUACCGCCUCCUGCUUCCACUUUGACGAGUUUUCCGCGAGCAUGUACAAAGAGUUUGACGUCGUUAAGGUUAACCGGCACGGGUUCCGGCAGCUCAGGAAGAUGGGCAUCGACCGGGAUAAGAUCUAUAACCUGGCCCCCAAGGCUGUGGCGGACGGGGAGUCUGCCAAGAAGGGCGCCGGGCUGUUCGGCGGCCUUCUGUCGAGUAAAAGCGGGGCAGUGAAGAAGAAGUCACGCCUCAUCAGAGAAGUCCGGUCAAUAGAGCCGGUAGAAGGUCAGCCGAUGAGCAUCAGCCUUGUCUACAAUGAAAAGGGGGGCGAGACGUCGACCUACGUCUUUGUUACGAACUCGGGGGAGGAAGCAGCGGACAUCAUCGCUCGGGUGAGGUUUCUGCAACGUCUUCACAUGAAAGGUCACUAGGCAACUCCGCCUUGUUGCUGCAAGUAGUAGGACACAUAUAACCAGGUAAUUGAAAGGCUUGGCUGAUGCCACUGAAAAUGGUUAAUCGAGACCUGGGGUAGAUGUGCGCGAGCAUGUUGCUGUAUUUAUAUCUUCGCAGUCGGCAAAGUCAACUGUAAUUUGGAGACAGAACACUGUCUAAUGUAUAUUGGAUGACAGGAAGCUAAAGCUGACACUAACUAUCCGCUCCUAAAUUGCAUCCUCCAGCAGCGUUCUUCAAAAGCAGAUUGAUAAAGGCAGUUUCUAUCUGCUGUUCAAUCAUGAUGUCUGUACCAGAUCGGCCACUGCAUCCUUCAACAAAUGAUAAUUGGCAGCAUAUCUCCGGUACAAGUCGAAAAGCUGGUAACGCUUUACAGACUUGCCUUGGUCAUUGAGGUCGGGGGCCAGCUGAGCACUGUAUCCUUAAAUAACUUAACGGCAUGUUCGAAUCUUAAGCACUGAGAAACAGACAAAAUGCGAAGUAGCUAUGCCACAACCAAAGACUCAGGUGCAGGAUCGAUUGGCAAAUGCAGGUUCUUAGUACGGUUAGAUGCCAUAGGUUUGAUCAAACGAGUUGAGCAC
Molecule: messenger RNA, 2164 nt
Organism: Klebsormidium nitens
Lineage: Eukaryota; Viridiplantae; Streptophyta; Klebsormidiophyceae; Klebsormidiales; Klebsormidiaceae
Source: the annotation of a GenBank genome assembly